Molecule: messenger RNA, 565 nt
Organism: Aplosporella prunicola CBS 121167
Lineage: Eukaryota; Fungi; Ascomycota; Dothideomycetes; Botryosphaeriales; Aplosporellaceae
Exons: 1
Coding region: 122-472 (116 amino acids)
Source: RefSeq, a predicted model, not a curated record
GACGGGAAGGUAAUUUGACGGCGAUGUACCCGAGGGCGGGAGCCAAUUGAAGGGAUUGCGAACGAAUGGCGCGAGCAAAGAAACGUAUGUACAAAAAAAACAAAGGUGCUAUUUUCGUGGGAUGGCAGGUGAUGCCCGUCGGGGUAAGGGGGGGCGUAGUACUAGGGGGAGAAUGGGCGGCUGCUUUCUUUACAUUUUGUGCCCGCUUCCGGCUAGCUCCCGCACAUGGCGCCUUGGCGAGGCCUCUCGGCUUUGGCUCGCGUGGAAGUCGAAACAUCUCGCCUUCCCAAAUCCCCUCACCCAAUGUCGCUCGCUACCUAUUGGCGACGCUCACGACAGUGUCCCUUUCAUCGAUGAUCGGCCACGACUGCAAUUGACGUACGUGCGAAGAUGCGUGCUUGGUCCUGCGUCCGUAAGCGCGUCGACCGUUUGCGGCGGUCAAAAAGAAUUUCAAGGCCCACCGCAGAUCUAAUAUCCAUCCGUGAUCCAUCCACGCCAUCACAACGUGGCAAGUGGGCCAGCCCUGGGGGAAAGAAGGCGCAAGCGGGAGGGGGGUCGAACGUGC